AUGUCUGGAGGAAUUCAAAGUUUACUUAAGACUGAAAAAGAUGCCCAGGAAAUCGUUUCAGAGGCCAGAAAGUACCGUACGCAAAAGCUAAAGGCUGCUAAAUUAGAUGCUAAGGCAGACGUUGAUUCCUACAAGGCCAAGAAGGCCAAGCAGUUGACAAAAUUCGAAGACGAGUUCGUUGGUACCAACAAAAAAGCAGAACAGGAUGCUGAUAAGCAGGUCGAGGGUGAUUUGGAAGGUAUUAAAAAGGCUGUUGCUGAGAAGCGGGAAGCUGUUGUCAAACUUUUAGUUGAUGCCAUUGGUACUCCAAAUCCUGAAAUGCCUAGAAACAUCACUAAGAUUCAUUAG
This is a messenger RNA of Brettanomyces nanus, 348 nucleotides long. RefSeq lists its product as uncharacterized. NCBI's taxonomy places the organism in Eukaryota, Fungi, Ascomycota, Pichiomycetes, Pichiales, Pichiaceae. The transcript has 4 exons. Gene Ontology annotation, molecular function: proton-transporting ATPase activity, rotational mechanism. Bases 1 to 348 code for a protein of 115 amino acids. Gene Ontology annotation, cellular component: vacuolar proton-transporting V-type ATPase complex. Gene Ontology annotation, biological process: proton transmembrane transport. The record is from RefSeq and is a predicted model, not a curated record.